UGAUUAUAGAUGCAGAUUUAAUUUAUGACACAUACAGUACCUACAGGAGAGGUAUAAGACAGGGCGAAUCACUCUCUCCGUAUCCGUCAAUACAACUGCACGAUACUAAACACGGACUUGUGGAUGUACAUUGAAUAAGAAUGGUCCCUUACCAUCAGCUGAUCUUGCUUGUGGUGUUGUGUUCAGAUAUCCAUGCCCAGUUUGGUCCUCCUAUGCCUCUUGGCAUGCCUGGGGGCGUGCGUGGCCCGGCAGCACUGGGAAUGGGGGGAAGGAUGCCAGGAAUGGACCCCAGGAUGGGUAGAAUGUCGAUGGGGAUGGACCCCAGGUUUCCUGGAUCCAUGGACAAUGCUAGGCUUCGGGGCAGGCCAGCUGGAUCUGAUCUUAGAUUCGGUGCAACACAAACUGGGUUUAAUCAGGGGCUUAAUGCGCGGCAACCUGGGAUUUCUUCAAGCAUGCCGGGACAGAUGGGCAUGGAUCCAAGGAUGGGUUCAGGACGGAUGGGCAUGGACCCCAGAAUGGCUUCAGGGCGGAUGGGCAUGGACCCCAGAAUGGCUUCAGGGCGGAUGGGCAUGGGCUCAGGAAUGGGUUCAUCCCAGAUGGUCAUGGGACCAGGAAUGGCUUCCUCACAGAUGGGCGUGGACCCCAGAAUGGCUUCAGGGCGGUUGGGGAUGGGCCUCGGGAUGGGAUCAUCGCAGAUGGGCAUGGGCCCCGGAAUGGCAUCAUCACAGAUGGGCAUGGGCCCCGGAAUGGCAUCAUCACAGAUGGGCAUGGGCCCCGGAAUGGCAUCAUCACAGAUGGGCAUGGGCCCCGGAAUGGCUCCAGGGCGGAUGGGCAUGGACCCCAGAAUAGGCAUGGGUCAAAUUCAAAUGGAUCCUAGGCGACAAUUACAACUGGGUGUGGACCCAAGAAUGGGUCAAGGACAAGCUUCGAUGGAUCCAAGAGUAAGAGGCAUGAGAGGUCAGAUGGACAGUCUUGGUUUCCAGCCAACCUCAGGCAAUGCAGGCAUACAACAACAGACCUUUGACCUGAACAAUCAGCAACAGCGACAGCAAUUCAUCAACUCGGCCAAUGGAAACUCUCAAUCUGGAAUCAACAGUGGUUCAGGUCAAGCAUCAAUCAGCAACCAGAACCAGAUCGGGUUACAACAACCUCUCAAUAACCGCGCAGCAUUGCAGGAUCUGCGAUUUGGAGGAGCCCAACUCCCUGUGGGUCUUCAUCCAGCUCUCCAACGAGGUCUUCAUCCUGCUCUGCAGCAGGGUCUUCAUCCUGCUCUUCAACAGAGAAUCCACCCAGCGGUUCUGCAGGGGAUGCAUCCAGCGUUGCAACAGGCUCUUGGCUCCGGAAUAAACCCAUCCCUUCAGAGGGCUGGUCAACUGGGCCCUGGAUCUGGCUCAAUACGCCAAGGUCUUGCCAGUCAAGGAACUGUCUCUAGCUCUAAUACUUUAAGUUCCUCAAAUCAGGGGACUGGGAUUGCAAUGCAAUCCCAUUUUCCAGCACAGCACUCAAACACCGCAGGUAUUAACAACGUACAAGGCAACGGUGUUAGUUCCCUACACCAACAGGAACAACUCGUCAACGCCAUCCCCUCCAACACAUUUCCCGGUCGCCCGGGAUUAUCGCCUGCAGGAACAAUGGGACAGGUUGACCCGUUAGAAGCUCAACUUCGCAAUAUCCAUCCGGGUCAUCCAGCUCUACAUCCGGGUAACCUUCAUCCCAUGGCAGUUCCUCCGCACCUUCGUGAUCCACGUCGACGGAUUCCAAUUAUCUAAAAGACAUUCAACAGUGCUGAAGGUACAGUUGUGGGAAUACGCAGCUAGCAAAACGAAUGUUGCUGUGAAGUUGUUUCUGACAUGGAGAUGAAACAACCUAGUGAUUAAAGAUUUGUCUCAUCACGCAGAGGAGAUUUGUCAAUUCACGCACGAGUAUUCCUUCAGGAGCCUAUUCUUGGUGUGGUCUGGCUAAAUAUUUCUCAAAGUGGCGAAAAUCUAUACUCAUUCGCCUGAAAGACGGUGUCAUUCCUGCUUCUGGGUUUAAAUGUGUCAAGAUAUUUAGGAAUGAAAAACUUCAAACAUUUAUUGAUUACCCUUGAUUUAUCACCCGUCAUUAUGUUGAAACAGCGACGUUCAAAAUGAAACCUACAAGGUUUCAGGGAGGAACAAUAUUUAAUUUAUUUGAUGUUACACAUGUAUUUUCUGAAAUCCCAAGUUAAUACAUCCAACGCUAAUUUCACUAUAUACCAUUGAAUAAACAUAUUUAUAUUACUUA
Messenger RNA from Haliotis rufescens (red abalone), 2265 nucleotides. Its product is annotated as mediator of RNA polymerase II transcription subunit 15-like. The transcript has 2 exons. Lineage: Eukaryota; Metazoa; Mollusca; Gastropoda; Lepetellida; Haliotidae. The record is from RefSeq and is a predicted model, not a curated record. Bases 141 to 1769 code for a protein of 542 amino acids.